Molecule: messenger RNA, 666 nt
Organism: Striga hermonthica
Lineage: Eukaryota; Viridiplantae; Streptophyta; Magnoliopsida; Lamiales; Orobanchaceae
Source: the annotation of a GenBank genome assembly
AUGAGCAGCAACAGCUGGUGGAGAUCAGAGAAUGAGGGGCUGAGCAGGACAUUUUUAAGCUCCGCUCAGGACAUGGAUGCACCACUUACUCUGUCCUUCUCGACUUACAUGUACCUGGCCGUGGUGUAUGGGAACAUUUUGAUAUACCGCCGUAAAAAGUUGUUGGUCCCUUGGUAUUGGUAUGUCGUCCUGGGAUUCGUUGACGUCCAUGGGAAAUACAUCGGUUCGGCUGUUUGUGUGGCCGGCCUCAGCCUAGUCUUCCUUUCUGAUGCAGGGGUGGCCGGUGGAGGUGGUUCGAUUCCUGUUUUGGGUGAUUGUCUUGUAAUCGCAGGCUCGUUUUUUUAUGCAAUAAACAAUGUUGGAGAGGAAUUUUGUGUGAAGGAAAAAGAUCAAAUUGAGGCAGUGGCUAUGAUUGGCAUGUUCGGCAUGCUCGUUAGUGCAACUGAGAUUAUUGUCCUCGAGAGGAAGGCAUUCGAGUCGGUCAAAUGGUCUGCUGGACUUGCUCGGGCGGCUGAGGUAUAUAGUGGUCCUGGGUGGACUGCUGCUGAGGUGGGAAGGGCUGGGGCGGCUGAGGUAUGUAGUAGUCCUGGGCGGACGGCUGUUGAGGUGAGAAAGGCUGGGGCAGCUGAGGGGGCGGCUGAGGUGAGAAGUGCUGGGGGCGGUUGA